UCACUAAGAGAGAGAAAAACGUCAUCGUGAAAUCCCGGAAAGCGCAGACCAUAAUAAACGCGGCGAGCUCCAAGAUAGGCCGACAAAAUGACCAAAGACACGAAAAAGAGACAGCCAAACUUUACCCAAGAAGAACAGUUGUUACUUUCAGGGCUGGUGGCAGCAAACAGCGUCAUUCUUGAGGGAAAGCUGGGCCCCGGCGUAACCGCCUGGCAGCGACGACAGACAUGGCAGAAGAUUACAAACACCCUCAAUAAAGGCAAAACGCACAAGAGGACCAAGGAGGAGGUUAGAAAGAAAUGGAAAAACCUGAAGAGCCAGUCGAAGCAAACUUUUUCGAAUUUCAGGCAGCAAACCAUUGCCACUGAAGGCGGACCACCUCCCAUCCCUGUAAGUCCUGUCACAGAUGCAGUUGCAGAGGCCAUAGGGAGGGACAACAUGUCUUUGACAGAAAUAUCCGACUUCUGUGAUUCGACAGCCCUACAACUGCUUGAUGUCAUGAGAUCAAAGAAAAGACCAACCCUGGUCAGCGGUGAUGUUGAGGACAUGGCCAAUGCAUUCCACCUGCCGGAGAGGACGACUUGCCAGUGCCAGCAACAGCAACAGCAACAGCCAUAUAUGGAAGAAUUAAACAAAGAAAAACUUUUAUUAGAAAUUGAAUGUUUAAAAUUAAAAAAAAAAUAUCUAAAAAAGAAAAUUUACAAACUAGAUGAAUAUGUGUAAAGGUAAAAUGGUGUCAUUUAAGAUGCAAAUCAAACCUAUUUCUAAGUGUGUCAGUUAAAUUGAAGUUGUUCCAAUUAAGAUCGGUGAUGAAGCAUGUUCACAUUUGUUUGCCAUAUUUUCCAGGGAUAAUGCAGUCACACUUCCAAGGCAUGUUGCUUGUGAAAUGUUUCCAAGACCAUGGUUUACAGCCAUUAAUCUGUUGAUGAGGCAUUUCCAAAACACCGCCUUCACUAAGCUGACAAUUUGAUUAUUUGAGCCUGGCAUUAUUGUCAAUUUAAUUUGGUUGCCAUAUAGAUUUUUUGGGCCACUACUCAAAUAUUUGAAUGUGUUGAAUUUGACAAAGAGUGAAGUGUAUGGUCUGCAUUUCAAAUAUGUCACUAUGUACUGUUUGAGCUCAGAUAUGUUUGCCUAAACAUUUUUUAAGCAAGAUAUAAAAUAUGUCAAAAGAUAAUGAAUACUGAACAUCAAUACAGAUACAGAAUACCAAUUUGGAAAUCGCAUUGACUUUGUUUACAAGUACACAUUCCGUCGAUGACAGGUUCUUAUUCAUCUAAAUUCAAAUGUUAUUAAUGCUCUCGUCACAAUAUGGCUGAAAUAUUUCCGAUGUGACGUUAAAUUUUAACUCAAUCACUACAAGUACACAUGACAGUGAGUGAGUUUUUGGUUUGAUUUGUUGUUUAACUCCGCACUCGGCAAUAUUCCAGCUAUAUGACGGUGGUCUGUAAAUGAUCGAAUCUGGACCAGACAUUCAAGUGAUUGACAUCAUGAGCAUCUAUCCACGCAAUUAGGAUAUGAUGCCAUCAACCAAGUCAGUGAGCCUGACCACCCAAUCCCGUAAGUGGCCUCUUAAGACAAGCAGUUGCCUUUUAGGGCAAGCAUGGGUUGCUGAAGACCUAUUCUACCCCGGAUCUUCACGGGCUGAGUGGGUGAGUGAGUGAAUUUGAUGUCAUAUUUAUAAAAUGUUUCUGUCUUCAUUGAAUAAAAAUCAAUGUUCACUGUA
This is a messenger RNA of Haliotis rufescens (red abalone), 1723 nucleotides long. RefSeq lists its product as uncharacterized. The transcript has 4 exons. The record is from RefSeq and is a predicted model, not a curated record. NCBI's taxonomy places the organism in Eukaryota, Metazoa, Mollusca, Gastropoda, Lepetellida, Haliotidae. Gene Ontology annotation, cellular component: nucleus. Bases 88 to 723 code for a protein of 211 amino acids.